Rangifer tarandus platyrhynchus (Svalbard reindeer) is the source of this 2571-nucleotide messenger RNA. The record is from the annotation of a GenBank genome assembly. NCBI's taxonomy places the organism in Eukaryota, Metazoa, Chordata, Mammalia, Artiodactyla, Cervidae.
AUGUUGAACAAGAUCAUUCUACUGUUGUCUCUUCAGAUAAGUCUCCUAGGAACCACUUUUGGCGGGAAUGUUCUGAUUUGGCCAAUGGAAGGUAGUCAUUGGCUAAAUGUUAAGAUAAUUAUAGAUGAGCUGAUUAAAAAAGGGCAUAACGUGACCGUUCUAGUUGCUUCUGGUGCACUUUUCAUCACACCGACCACCAGCCCAUCUCUGAUAUUUGAAAUAUAUGAGGUACCCUUUGGCAAAGAAAGAGUAGAAGGAGUGAUUAAGGACUUUAUUUUGACCUGGAUGGAACACAGACCGUCUCCUUUAACCAUCUGGAGAUUCUAUCAAGAGAUGGCCAAAGUCAUGAAGGACUUCCACAUGGUGUCCAGAGAAAUCUGUGACGGUGUUCUCAAGAAUGAAAAGCUAAUGGAAAAGCUGAAGAAAAGCAAAUUCGAGGUCUUGGUGUCAGAUCCAGUCUUUCCUUGUGGUGAUAUAAUAGCUUUAAAAUUGGGAAUACCAUUUAUCUACUCCUUGAGGUUUUCUCCAGCCUCAACAGUGGAAAAACACUGUGGGAAGGUACCAUACCCUCCUUCCUAUGUUCCUGCUAUUUUAUCAGAACUCACCGACCAGAUGUCUUUCACUGACAGAGUAAGAAAUUUCAUUUCCUACCAUCUACAGGACUAUAUGUUUAACACUCUGUGGCAAUCGUGGGAUUCCUACUAUAGUAACGCUUUGGGUAUCCAUUGGUUAAAUAUUAAGAUGAUUUUAGAAGAGUUGAAUCAAAGAAAUCACAAUGUGACUGUACUAGCUUCAUCAGCGACUCUAUUCAUCAACUCCAAUUCUGACUCUCCUGUGAAUUUUGAGGUGAUACCUGUUUCCUACAAGAAGAGCAAUAUAGAUUCCUUAAUUGAACAUAUGAUAAUGCUGUGGAUAGACCACAGACCGACUCCUCUCACACUCUGGGCUUUCUACAAAGAACUAGGAAAACUCCUAGAUACUUUCUUCCGAAUUAAUAUACAAAUCUGUGAUGGAGUAUUAAACAACCCCAAGUUAAUGGCAAGACUUCGGAAAAGUCGUUUUGAUGUGUUGCUGGCCGACCCAGUAACAAUCUGCGGAGAUCUGGUUGCUCUGAAAUUAGGAAUUCCAUUUAUGUACACCCUGAGGUUCUCCCCAGCAUCAACAGUGGAGAGACACUGCGGAAAAAUUCCAGCACCUGUGUCCUAUGUACCCGCAGCCCUUUCCGAGCUCACGGACCAGAUGACCUUUGGUGAAAGGCUUAAAAAUACCAUAUCUUAUCCCCUGCAAGACUAUAUAUUUCAAUCCUACUGGGGUGAGUGGAAUUCAUACUACAGCAAAGUCCUAGAUUUAAAACUUAUCUGUGAGAGUGUAGUCUACAACCAGACAAUCAUGAAGAAACUCCAGGACACCAACUAUAAAGUUAUGGUUAUAGACCCUGUGACGCCCUGUGGUGAGCUGAUUGCUGAGAUUCUGGGAAUUCCUUUUGUGUAUACAUUAAGACUCUCCCUGGGUAGUACAAUGGAGAAAUACUGUGGGCAACUUCCAUCUCCACCUUCCUACGUGCCUGUUGUCAUGGCAGGAUUACCAGACAAAAUGACCUUUCUGCAAAGGGUAAAAAAUCUAAUGUUAACCAUUUUCUUUGACUUCUGGCUCCAACAAUAUGACCCUCAGCUUUGGGACCAGUUUUACAGUGAAGUAUUAGGAAGACCCACUACGCUAUGUGAGACCAUGGGGAAAGCAGAGAUUUGGCUCAUCAGGACAUACUGGGAUUUUGAAUUUCCUCGUCCAUAUUUACCAAAUUUUGAGUUUGUAGGUGGACUGCAUUGUAAGCCAGCCAAACCAUUACCUAAGGAAAUGGAAGAAUUUGUUCAAAGUUCAGGUGAAGAUGGUAUUGUGGUAUUUUCUCUGGGGUCAAUGGUCAAAAAUCUCACAGAAGAAAAAGCCAAUCGUAUUGCCUCAGCUCUUGCCCAGAUUCCACAAAAGGUUUUAUGGAGAUACAAAGGAAAGAAGCCUGCCACGUUAGGAGCCAAUACUCGGCUCUAUGAUUGGAUACCACAGAAUGAUCUUCUUGGUCAUCCCAAAGCAAAAGCGUUUAUCACUCAUGGUGGAACCAAUGGAAUCUAUGAAGCUAUCUAUCAUGGAGUGCCUAUGGUGGGAGUCCCAAUGUUUGCUGAUCAGCCUGACAACAUUGCUCACAUGAAGGCCAAAGGAGCGGCUGUGGAAGUGAAUAUAAACACAAUGACAAGUGCAGAUUUGUUUAAUGCCUUGAGAACAGUCAUUAAUGAGCCUUUUUAUAAAGAGAAUGCUAUGCGGUUAAAAAGGAUUCACCAUGAUCAGCCUGUAAAGCCCCUGGACCGAGCAGUCUUCUGGAUCGAGUUCGUCAUGCGCCACAAGGGAGCCAAACACCUGCGGCCAGCAGCCCACAACCUCACCUGGUACCAGUACCACUCUCUGGACGUGAUCGGGUUCCUGCUGGCCUGUGUGGCCACAGCUGUAUUCUUGGUCACAAAAUGUUGUCUGUUUUCUUGUCGAAAAUUUGGUAAAACAGGAAAGAAGAAAAAAAGAGAAUAG